Micromonas pusilla CCMP1545 is the source of this 1674-nucleotide messenger RNA. RefSeq lists its product as uncharacterized. Gene Ontology annotation, cellular component: kinetochore; nuclear envelope; mitotic spindle. The transcript has 2 exons. NCBI's taxonomy places the organism in Eukaryota, Viridiplantae, Chlorophyta, Mamiellophyceae, Mamiellales, Mamiellaceae. Gene Ontology annotation, biological process: attachment of mitotic spindle microtubules to kinetochore; mitotic spindle assembly checkpoint signaling. The record is from RefSeq and is a predicted model, not a curated record. The coding region runs from base 1 to 1599 and encodes 532 amino acids.
AUGGAGGCGGAGACCAUCCCGGGAGGAGGCGCGGCGUUCGCGAUCGCGCCCGCCGCCGCGACGAGCGCCGACGCCGGGGCCGCGGCGGCGGAGGCGAAAGAGUUCGCGGACGCCAUCGCGCGCGUCCCCGGGGCGAAACGCGCGAGCGACCUCGCGGACAGGGUCGUCGCGCUCGAGCGCGAGCUCGCGAGCGCGGUCGGCGGCGGCGGCGACAAGGACGCGGCGCUCGCGGCGGCGACGGCGACGCGGGACGCCGCGGUUCGAAAAGCGGACGACGCGACGACGCGCUCGAACAACGCGCAGGCGAGCGCGGACGAGGCGAUCGCGGCGCUCGCGCGCGCGGAGCGGCAGAAAGAUCUCUUAACGCGCGAGCGCGACUCCCUGCAGCGCGUCCUGAAGUCGUACGACAGCGAGGCGGCGACGAAGGGGGGCGGCGGCGGCGGCGGCGGCGGGUUUGGCGGGUUUGGCGGGUUCGGCGGCGGCGGCGGCGGCGGCGGCGACGCGAUGAAGACGCGCGUGAGCGAGCUCGAGAAGAGCCUCGAAGCGUCGCACGCGCGCGCGGGCGAGCUCGAGACCGAGCUCGCGCGCGUCACCGCGUCCGCCGCGACGGCGAGGGACGCGGCGGCGUCGAACGCCACCGCCGCGGACGACGCCGCCGCGUCGCGCGCGGAGCUCCAACGCGAGCGCGACUCCCUUCGCAAAGAAGUCGCCGCGCUCGAAUCUCGCGUCGGGCGCGGGGAGUACAACCCGGACGCCACGAAGAUCCUGCACUUCCGCUCCAACCCGAUGGCGAUCGCGAACGAGUCCGCGGCGGAGAGAGAGCUCCUCGUCGUCAGAGGCGAGUGCGAGGCGCUGAGAGAAACCGUCGCCGCGUUCGUCGCCGCGCAGGAGCAGACGCGUUCGGACGCGGCGGCGCACGCGGCGGCCCUCGCCGCAGCGCAGGGGCUCACGCCGCCGCCGGGCAUGCCCGCGUUCGACGGCGGGGGAAUUAACGGCCCGCCCGGGACGAUGCCGCGGUACGCGAUGCCGCCGCCGUUUCAAACCCCGGGCCCCCCGGGCCCGGGCCCGCCGCCGCUGAUGCCGCCGCCGUCCGUCGCGCAGACGCCGGCGCCGGCGCCCGCGCCGGGGAUGGGCCUGUUCACCGGCGCGACGCCGAUGACGGUCGCGCGCCCUCCGGGGUUCCCGACGUUCGCGCCGACGCCGGGGCCGUCCGUCGCGGAGGCGGACCUGGAGAAGCGCGAGCAACGGUACCUCGCAAUGUUCAAGCAAAAGAUUUCCACGUUUCGCGAGGCGUGCUACCUCAUCUUCGGAUACAAGGUGGACAUGGGCGAGGAUAAGGCGACCGGGUCGACGACGUUCACGCUGCGCAGUAAGUUCGCGGCGAACGACGAGGACGCCCUGACGUUCGCGCUCGAGCCCGGGAAGGUUGGCGCGACCGGAGGGGACGUCCCCGGGAGGGUGACGCUGUUGCCGACGCCGUACUCGGAGUCGGCGGAGGUGAAACUGGGGGUGGAGACGUUCGUGACGCGGUUUCGGAGCGUCCCGGGGUUCGUCGCGAACCUCACGAUGGAGCUGUUCAACCGGCAGACGACGGCGUAGCGCGCAUGUGAUAGCGUCGUCGCGACGACAGAAGGUACUUUGUACGCGCCGCGAAUAUCAUACGAACACGCGACG